Molecule: messenger RNA, 903 nt
Organism: Kluyveromyces lactis
Lineage: Eukaryota; Fungi; Ascomycota; Saccharomycetes; Saccharomycetales; Saccharomycetaceae
Gene: PEX19
Product: Pex19p
Exons: 1
Coding region: 1-903 (300 amino acids)
Biological process (GO): protein import into peroxisome membrane
Cellular component (GO): peroxisomal membrane; peroxisome
Source: RefSeq, a predicted model, not a curated record
AUGUCAGACAACAAAGUUGACGAAUUUGAUGAUUUGGAUGACUAUUUAGAGGAUCCACGCAAACUGGAUGAACAGGAAAAACAAGAAACUGUUCCAAAUGAGGCAGUUACUAAGGGUGAGCCUGCUACGCAGAGCGAUGAUCCAGAAGUAGUCGAGAUGAUGGAAGAUUUGCAGAAACAGUUCCAACAAUUGAUGCAGCAGGAAGGCGGUGAUACUGACCAAGAAAUGGUUCAGAAUUUCGAGACAUUGCUAACUGUACUUGGAGAUGCAUCGAAGGAGAAAGACCAUAACAGUGUAAAACACGUUCAGGAGCAAUUGAAGAGCGGUACUGGUUUCAAGAAUAUCAUUUCCAACACCCUAGAUAGAUUGAAAGAAAAUUCUACGAAAGUGGAUGAAAGUUUGGAGGAAGAGAAGAAAAAUCAGAACUCAGACGAUAUUCUUUCCCAAUUGCUAGAUCAACUAGUGGAAAACGGCGAUGGCAACGGUACGGACGGAGAAGGAAUGGACAAUGCCAUUUUGAAAAUGCUUUCACAAAUGUCUUCUAAAGAAGUGCUAUAUCAGCCGAUGAAACAAAUGCAGGGAGAAUUCACCGAGUGGAUGGGAUUACACGAAGAAGACCCCGAACACAGCGACAAGAUUGAUAACUACAAGAAACAGUAUGCACUUGUGAAUCAGAUCAUCGGUGUAUUCGAAAGCGAUGAUUAUACGAAUGAAAAGUACCAUGCUGAGAUCGCAGAUCUAUUGGAUGAACUAGAGCAACUCGGUGACUCACCGGUUGCAAAGGGAACUAGUAACGAUCCUGGAAACGAUAUGUCAGAAUUAGCCAAGAUGCUGGAAAUACAAGGAGAUGAAAAUCUAGGUAACAUCGACAAAGACCUUGAAGAUACCUGCAAACAGCAAUAA